AUGGCCCGCAAUAUUCCCUCAGUCAAGCUCAACAGUGGUGCUGCCAUGCCCGUCCUGGGAUAUGGCUCCGGCACAGCCUGGUUUAAGAAAUCGGGGGAUAAAGAGAUCAAUCGCGACCUGGUUGAGUCAAUCAAAACUGCCGUCAAGCUAGGAUACUACCACCUCGACGGCGCCGAGGUCUACAAGACGGAGGAGGAACUCGGGCUCGCUAUCAAGGAAUGCGGGGUGCCUCGCGAGCAACUGUUUGUGACGACCAAGGUCAUCACCUCGAUUGCCAACAUUCCCGGGGCGAUUGAAGCCAGUCUGAAGAAGCUACAGCUCGACUAUGUGGAUCUGUACCUGAUCCACGCGCCAUUCUUUGCGACGACCGAAAGCGAGCUGCAGACCGCUUGGGCCGCCAUGGAGCAAGUGAAAGAGGCCGGACAGGCGCGCUCCAUCGGUGUCUCCAAUUUCCUGCAAAGCCACCUGGAAACUAUAUUGAAGACAGCCACAGUCACCCCGGCCGUCAACCAGAUCGAGUUCCACCCGUACCUCCAGCACGGCAACCUCGUCGCCUGGCAGGAGAGCAAGGGCAUCAAGACCACCAGCUAUGCGGGGCUGAGCCCUAUCAUGCGGGUUAAGGGAGGGCCGCUGGAUCCUGUGCUGUCGCGCCUGGCGCAAAAGUAUGCCGUCAGCGAAGCGGAGAUCCUGCUGCGCUGGGUCAUCGACCAGGGUUGCGUGGCCGUCACGACCAGCGGCAAGGAAUCGCGCAUGAACAGCUACCUGCGGACGAUGACCUUCUCCCUGACACCGAAGGAGGUGGAGGAGAUCUCGGAGGUUGGGCGGCAGAAGCACUACCGGGCAUUCUGGAACGACAAGUUUGCCGCGGACGAUCAGUCGUAA
Molecule: messenger RNA, 882 nt
Organism: Penicillium lagena
Lineage: Eukaryota; Fungi; Ascomycota; Eurotiomycetes; Eurotiales; Aspergillaceae
Product: aldo/keto reductase
Exons: 3
Coding region: 1-882 (293 amino acids)
Molecular function (GO): oxidoreductase activity, acting on NAD(P)H as acceptor
Source: RefSeq, a predicted model, not a curated record